Messenger RNA from Podarcis lilfordi (Lilford's wall lizard), 37134 nucleotides. NCBI's taxonomy places the organism in Eukaryota, Metazoa, Chordata, Lepidosauria, Squamata, Lacertidae. The record is from the annotation of a GenBank genome assembly.
GCUCCACUGGCGCUGCCUUUCUGGACUCCACGUGGGUUUUGCAGCCAUGGCGGAUCCAGGAGGAGCGAGGGAGGCGAAAGGUCCCACUCCGGUUCCGGCGCCAGGUGACUUCGGAGUCGCUCCGGAGCGGGCACGCGCAGGAGGCGUGGAGAGGGGGCUCUGCCGUUAUUUAUUGUUCUUAUUUGCUGUUGCUGUUAUGUUCUAUCUGCCUCCCCCUUCACAAAAAUAUGGAGGUGGCAAUAUGUGGGGCUUUUUUCCCUGCGUGGUCCUUGCAGGAGGGAUUCGGGUUCUGCCGUGGGGGAGGAGAAGAGCCACCUGUAGACCCCCCCUUGGCCCGAGGUAGUCUACCCCUGAAUAUCAGCUGUUGAGCGGAAGGAAGAGGGACAGGGCCGUGGGCACCCCCCCCCCCGUGAGACCUUUGUGAUCGGCCGCUGUGGGGAGGAGGUGGAUGCUGACUUUGAUAGGCCUCUGACCUGAUCCAGCAGGGUGCUGAGAUCCGUCUCAGCCUCGCUGCAGAUUUCAUCUAAUUUAAAUUGUAAAGCUGGAAGGAACACUUUAGAGCAGGGAUGGCCAAACUUGGCCCUCUAGCUGUUUUGGAACUACAACUCCCAUCAUCCAUAGCUAACAGGACCAGUGGUCAGGAGUGAUGGGAAUUGUAGUCCCAAAAGAGCUGGAGGGGCCAAGUUUGGCCAUCCCUGCUCUAGAGGGCUGGACUCACAGCUGAGAGGAACCAGCUUGGCUGUGGUGCUUCCUGAGGGUUCUCUCAGGCUGACCUUCCAUGCAGGGUUGCUGUGAGGACAAUAUGGGGAGACAAGAAAAAGAGAGAGGGAGAUUACGCUUGUGCAUGCUACUUCCUGCUUCUCAAAUUAAAAGCGUUGCUGGUCUCCAAUUGCCUUGCAGGGUGAGGCCCUCAAAAUCUCCUUGCGGCAUCCGGCUCCCAGAUGCAAUGCUUUUGAAUCCCAGUUGCUGGAAACCACUGGAAGGAGAAGGGCUCUGGUGCGCAAGUCCUGCUUGCAGGUUUCCCAUUGGCCGCUGGGAGACAGGAGGCUGGACUAGGUGGGCCCCCUUGGGCCUGAUCCACCAGGGCUCUUCUUACACCCUGUUGUUGUGGACUGAGCCUGGGACCUUCUGCAUGCAAAGCACACACAUCCGCAGUGAGCUGCGGCUAGUCCCCUAAAAAUAAAGCAAGGUUCCAGUCCUCAUUGUUCUGAUUGAAAAAAGGAAGGUCAGAAGCUGCCUUCUCCUGAGUCAGGCCAUUGGCCCCUCGAGUUCAGCAUCGUAUGUUGAUUGGCAGUGACUCUCCAAGAGCCUUGAGAUGCUAUUGGGGAUUGAACCUUCUGCAUGCCAAGCAGCUGCUCUUCCAGAGAACCACGCCCUUCCGCCUCGGCCCCCGCAAUGUGUGCUCCUCUUCUGGUUCUCUUGCCUCUCCCUGGUGAGUAGGCAAGACCUCCGGUGAUUCAUUUUCGCUCUGCUCCUUCCUACAGUAGCCACCGCCUAUUGGGGUUGUUUUUGGGGGGAGCAGGGAGGCACAUUCACGCAGGAGCAUAAAUAGCCCCCCUCAAACUACUUUCUGUCACCUCUCCACACCCCCCAUCCCAAAUAACUCUUUGCCAAGUUGUGUUCUCUGAGAACUCUUGUCGCUUUGCGGAUUCACAGGAUGGCGUUUGUGUUAAAAAGAGGGGGCGUCUUUUGGGGGGGAAGAAUAGAAGAAUAGCAGAUCGCCCUUUCUGACGUUGGCAUUCAGCUGAAGCAAUCGAUGCCCACCAGCCCUUUCUGGGCAGCUCCAUCUACACACACCCUGCCACCGUGGGAGGGUGCCAAGCACCCUGCUAAAAGGUGACUCAGAUUUCACCCUACGUCCCCAACUGGCACACUUGCCUCAUCUGCCCAAAAUACUGGCAUGGGGUGUGUGUGUGUGUGUGUGUGUGUGUUCAGGAGGGAAGAUCUCUGCUCCCUGUCCUAGGGGAGCCCCCAUCUUGAGAGGGAGAGUGAGGAUGCCCCCCACCCGUGCUUUCUCUUAAUCUUUCAUUUCCCCCUAAACUUGCCAGAGUUUCUCCCUCCUGGAUCUUAUUGACUAAAUUUGCCCCUUCCCUUGAAAGGUGGAGGGGACGCGGGUGGCGCUGUGGGUUAAACCACAGAGCCUAGGUCUUGCCGAUCAGAAGGUCGGUGGUUCGAAUCCCCGCAACAGGGUGAGCUCCCGUUGCUCGGUCCCUACUCUUGCCAACCUAGCAGUUCGAAAGCACGUCAAAGUGCAAGUAGAUAAAUAGGUACCGCUCUGGCGGGAAGGUAAACGGUGUUUCCGUGCGCUGCUCUGGUUCGCCAGAAGCGGCUUCAUCAUGCUGGCCACAUGACCUGGAAGCUGUACGCCGGUUCCCUCGGCCAGUAAAGCGAGAUGAGCGCCACAACCCCAGAGUCGUCCGCGACUGGACCUAAUGGUCAGGGGUCCCUUAACCUUUACCUUGGAAGAUGGAAAGUGGCGGGUUCUCCUUCCUUGGAGGUUUUUCGCGUGGUGUGGUUUUUUGUGGUCAGUGUGGUGUAGUGGUUAAGAGCGGUAGUCUCGUAAUCUGGGGAACCAGGUUCGUGUCUCCUCUCCUCCAGAUGCAGCUGCUGGGUGACCUUGGGCUAGUCUCACUUCUCUGAAGUCUCUCAGCCCCACUCACCUCACAGAGUGUUUGUUGUGGCGGAGGAAGGGAAAGGAGAAUGUUAGCCGCUUUGAGACUCCUUAAAGGGAGUGAAAGGCGGGAUAUCAAAUCCAAACUCCUCUUCUUCCUCUUCUUCUUCUUCUUCUUCUUCUUCUUCUUAUUCUUCAACAGAGGUUGGAUUGGCAUCUGUCAAGGAUUCUUUCGCUGUGAUUCCUGCAUUGCUGGGGGUGGGACUAUAUGACUCUCAGGUGUCCCUUACAACUUUACAGUUCUCUUUUGUGAUGGAAUAUAAUGGCUCUCUGGCCUGGUGGGUUAAAGGAACCUACAGGUUCAGGGCAGUGCUAGAAAUCAGCCCAGAGCCAGGCGCAUUUUGAGGCUGGCGCAGGUCCAGUUGUGCCCACGUGGAGAUCUCUGGAUUUUUCGGUUGGCGACUGAGAGAAGGAUCUGGAAGAUUUUCCUUGAAGCUUGGAUUUGUUUUAUUUCAUGUUUUAAUGUGUCAUAAACCCCUCUGAGAUUUGUUCUUUAAACUGUAUAGAAAUGAAAAUAAUAAUGAUGAUAAUGAUAAUCAUAGAAACUCCAUCGCAAAAAAGAAAAGGAAAAAAUGGUGCCUAGAAAUUCUAUUGUGGCGACUGCAGCCUAGGUUUAAGGUUCCCUUUGGCGACUAGAUUACAGUGGUGCCUUGGUUUAAGAACAGCCCUGUUUACGAACUAUUUGGUAUACGUACUCCGCAAAACCGGAAAUAGUGUCCUGGUUUGCGAACUUUACCUCAGUCUAAGAACAGAAGCUGAACGGUGGAAGGGCACUGGCGACGGGAGACCUCAUUAGGGAAAGUGCGCCUCGCUUUAAGAACGGUUUCAGUUUAAGAACGGACUUCCAGAACGGAUUAAGUUCGUAAACCAAGGUACCACUGUAUAUAUUUGGGUUUCUAGUGCUGCUUCAGGGCCUGUCAGCCUCUGAAUACCAGCAUAGAAGGAACAAUUGCGUAAAGGAUUUAUUACAGUCAAGCAGAAUACAGUGGUACAUCUGGCUAUGUACUUAAUUCGUUCCAGAGGUCUGUUAUUAACCUGAAACUGUUCUUAACCUGAAGCACCACUUUAGCUAAUGGGGCCUCCCGCUGCUGCCGCGCCGCCGCCACGCGAUUUCUGUUCUCAUCCUGAAGCAAGGUUCUUAACCUGAGGUACUAUUUCUGGGUUAGCAGAGUCUGUAACCUGAAGCGUAUGUAACCUCAAGCGUAUUUAACCCGAAGUACCACUGUACAAUUUUUCUUAGAUGAACUAAAUAAAAACCCACGAAUAAUGGCUGGGGUUGAGGAGAUUGCUGCCUCUCUGCCCUGCCUGAUGUCCCUUGACCUGAUCGAGAAGAGCUGCUCUGGCCUCUGGCUGCCCACCUGGGCUCUUGCUCUCAACCCUGGAACGCAUGAAGCGGGCAGGAGACCUCUAACCAUGUGCAGAGUGCCUUUCCCUCACUUCCACCCAGCCUGAGGGGAGGAGGCAAAGAAGCCGUGGUGGUUCCUCAAUCCCGACCCAGCUGCUGAUUCUCCCCUCCUCCUCCUGCAGCCCGCCGAGGCCCCCGCCGGGUGGCUCACCAGAUCCCCCAGGAGAUCCUCUCAGACCCUGAGCUCCAGGCAGCCAUGGCAUCCCUCCCCAGCAACUACAACUUUGAGGUCCACAAGACGGUGUGGCGGAUCCGGCAGGCCGGGGCAAAGCGGGGUGAGUGUCUUGGCCGGGGGGGGGGAGAUGGCAAGACUAUGGAGUUGGAAGGGGACCCCCAAGGGUCAUCUAGAACAACCCCCUGCAGUUGUCUCCUGCUCUCCUUCCUUGGCUGAGCUCAGGGCUCCCGUCUGAUUUGGGCCACUGGAGAGGUUUGGGCCCAGGAGACCCCCACCCUGGUGAAGCAGGAGGCAGGGAGCCUGGGGUGGGCGGAGCCAGAGUCAAUGAUGGGCGGAGCCAACUCAGGCAGUUAAAGCACCACGAUGCUGCUUUAAACACUUGCGGCUCCCCCCAGAGGCUUCUGGGAGCUGUAGUUUAGUUCGGGGUGCUGAGAGGUGUUGGAAGACCCCUCUGUCCUAUCAGAGCUACAAUUCCCACAUCCCCCUGCACAAGGAACUCGGGAAUUGCAGCUCUCUGGGGGCGUCUCCUAACAACUCGCGGCACCCUUGACAAACUACAGCUCCCAGGAUUCUUUGGAGGAAACCGGGGCUUUCUACUCCGCCCCCCAGGCCACAUGGACACCAGAAAAUUCUGAUGUUGCUUUUAAGGCAGCCACGGCUUCCCCCAGGGAGUUCUGGGAGCUGUAGUUUGCUCAGGGUGCCGUGUUGUUCAGAGACCUUGCUCAGAACUACGGAUCCCAGGGUUCCCUGUUGAACCACUCUGGGCGUAGGAGCUCUGGGAGGGGCACACAAGGAGACGGAGAGGAGAGCUGGCAGCCGGAUUCAGUAUGUGAAGGGGGAAGGUCGGACUGGAUGGGACCCCCCUGGCCUGAUCCUGCAGCCAGGCUCUUGAUGCUCUCACAUUCCCACAGCUGUGCAGCCUGCAUCCUCGUGGGGAAGCCCUGUUUCGGGGGGGGGGCAGGGUGGCAGACCUUGGCUUGUGUGUGCGGUGGCUGCCCGGGGAGAGGGGCUGGCACAGCGGCUGCUGACUGGUGCCAUCCGUGCCAAGGCGAGCCGGCUGCGUGCAGCUGUUGCCCGAGCAAGAGUCACGUCGGCCCGAUGAUCAGCCUCCGCGUCAGGGUGAUAAUGGGAUCGGACAAGGCAGCGUCAGCUGCCGAGGGGCCUGGGAGCUUUCCCAGGCGGAGCCAGGCCUCUGCUUGCGCGGCUGGGGGGGGCGGAGUGGGGAGGGGCCUCUGGAGGGCAGCUAGCCAGGCGCGCCCCACGUUGGGAGAGAUGGGGAGCGGGGAUGGGAGGUUAAGGGCAGACAAAAGGAAGGGCUUCUUCCCGCAGCGCACGGUUAAUCUGUGGAACUCGCCCCCGCAGGAGGCAGCAAGGGCCACCAACUUGAAAGAGGAUUGGGCAGAUUCAUGGAGGAGGAGAGGUCUGUUGUGGUGGCAGAACCUCCAUGCCCAGGGACAGUCUACCUCUGAAUAACAGAGGCUCCGCUCAGGUCUUCUUUGUGGGCUUCCCUUUGGGCCAUCUGCUUGACCACUGUGAGAAGAGGAUGCCGGACGAGAUGGCCCCUCUUGGGCCUGAUCCAGCUGCCUGUGAAUGAAUGGAAAAUCCAGAUGAAGUUUAUUAAUUCUAUUGCAUUUGUAUCCCAACUUUUUCUCCCAUGGAGCUCAAGGUGGCCUACGUACUUCUGCCCGUUUCAUCCUCACAGCAACCCGGUUGAGAGGCAGUGAGCUUCAUGGCCAAGAGGGUAUUUGAACCCUGGUCUUUUCUGGGUUCUAGCCCAGUACUCUAACCACUCGGCCACGCUGCCUUGGGUUGAAAGGUCUUGUCCAGCUGGAGUAGCCCCUUGACUUCCUGGGUCCUCUUCCCACCUUAGCAGCAGCUGGGCCAGUUUCAGCCACCGGCAUUCCAGAUGCAGCCAUCCCAUAAUGUUUCGUGCAAGGACCCUGCAAAGGGAGUGUUCCUGGGUUGGGCUCAAGGCAUGCCCAGAGGUUGUUCCACCUCACCCCGGUGUGCCGUGAUGGGUCUGGGGGAGAAGGGGCACUGCCUCCUCUCUGGUUGCUCAGAAGCCCCCUUCCAGUCUUCUGCGCAGGGGUGUGAGGUGAGAAUUUGGAAAUGUGGAGGUCCAAGGGCCCCAGCUUGAGAAUAUUUUUAUCCUGCUGUUCUGUCAGAAAAAGGCCCACGGAACUGCUUUGAAAUCGCACAUGCAAAAGAUAGCCGCUGUCCCUUCGGGGUUGCAAUAUGAGAAGACGCAGCACAAAAGGAAAAUGGAGGAGGAGGGAGGAGGAAAUGAGCUUUCUGUGACAUGUGUCCCUUCCUUCUUUCUCUCAGUGGCGCUGCAGAUGCCCGAAGGCCUCCUCAUGUUCGCCUGCACCCUGGCAGACAUCAUUGAGAGGUGAGUAGGGGAGAGAGAGGUCAAACGUGGACUGGCCCCUGGCGGGGAUUGAGAGCAGGGCGGAGGGCGAAUGGGUGGGCUGGGCCCUGAGAGGGUGCGCUUGGCGUGAGUGGGAGGGGGCAAGAAUAAUGCAUCCUGGUAUAAAUGGCUUGCUCAGAGUAAGGAGGGCUGAAACCGCAGAGAGCCGGGGCUGCCAGUCAGUGCAGACAGCACUGAGCCUCAAUCUAGUUGAGUAGAAAGCGUCUUCCUCUGCUGCUGCUUAGACCAGCCCUUUCUGCAGAGCCGCGAGGGACUAGAAAUGUCCUUUUUAGGGGAAGGCCCCGGAAAGUUGCUGCCAGCCAGUGCAGGCCGUACUGAGCUAGAUGAGCCAGUGGCCCGACUGCAGGUGUCAGGUCCCUUCCUACGGGUGGCCACUUCUGCGCCUGGCCUGGCUGGUUUGAGGAUCUGCCCCUGUUUGCAGAGCCUCAGGGCAUCCUAGACUCAUUUGCAGGGCAGCCAAUUUUUUUAAAAUUUCAUUUGAAAAUGCAGCCCUUCUUCCUUUAUUGGGUGGCCUUGUGAGCUGGAGGGGGUUGUCUGGAGGGGCCCCCGCGUCCAGACCAGGGAGCGGGACUCUGGCCAGGCUGCCACCCCCUUCCAAGGUGCCACAAGGUGUGGCCUGCGACUCCCUUUUCGGGACUGAUGUGGUAACUUUCUGUCGUGGCGCAGUUACCUUGUCUUACUCCCAGAGCAAACCUGGCUUGAAUAAAGUGUCCAGUUAAAAAGGAACGUAGUGAAAACUGCCUUCUGCUGAGUCAGGCCGUUUGCCCAUCUAGCGCAGUAUUGUCCGCACGGACCGGUAGCCACGGCUCUCCAGGAUUGAACCUUCAGGAGCUUGGCUUGCAAGGCUGGGGCUCUGCCACUGGACCACCCUAUCAGUACUCUAGUCCUCCUUAUUCGAAGCGAGGGGCUGGCUUGACCAGGAAUGGAGGAGGCUGAGGUGGUCAUUGUCCCAUCUUGCUCAGUGCUGUCUGCACUGGCUGGCAGCAGCUCUUUGGGGUUUGGGGGGCGGGAGAGUCGCUGUUGCCUCCAUGACCUGCUCAGGGGGGUCCCUUAGGGGCCCUGUGAGGACAGGAGGGUAGACUAGAUGGUCCCUCUUUGGCCCAAUGCAGUGGCUGGUCUUGUUUUAAGGAGGGGGGCAGGUCCCUUUUCCUUUCCUGCCGUAGCUGUAGCCAGUUCCCGGCUGGUGUGCUGCUGGCCCUUUAAGGGAGCUGGCCUCCCUCCCAGCAUGGGGCCGCUUUCAUGUCUCCGACUUCAAAGGCAGCUGAUUAUGGCGAUCCUUUUAUCUGAAUGAAACCUGAAGCAUGACUUUCCCUGGCAGCAGCUGCCUCUGAUACUUGGUGCUGCAGGCAGAGGAGGAGGAGGAGGAGGAGGGGAAAAAGAGGAGGAGGGGGCUGGGGGCCCACAUUGCAGGGCCAAAUUGCCCCAACCCGGGGGUUCCUCUCUUGCAAAUGCCACUGGUCCUGUUCUUUCCCUCCUCCUAGAAGUGAGGCCUUAUCUGCAGCCAAGUGCCUUGGUGGAACCUCCAGCUUUAAAGGCACGCUACCACCCAGGCGCCGGGGACCAGGAAGGGGAGACGGGCACAUCCACCCCCAGGAUCCCCUUCUUGUGGUCGCCAGGCCUCUUGCUCUCAGCCAGCCUUGCAAAGGAGCCUUUGUUGCCCUGGUGCCCCUUGGGCGUUCUGGACUGCAGUUCCCUCCAUCACGGCUGCAGGAGCGCUGGGGGCUGAUGGGAGUUGCAGUUUGGAACAUCUGGAUGGGACAACCUGGUUGCUCUGCGUGGCUUCCGUUGGUCUGGAUGCAAAAACCACAGGGCGCCUGCCAGGUUUUGCCCGCAUGUUUCCCUUGACCCAACCUUUCUGUUUCCCAGAGAUUGCAAAUGGUCCUUUUAAACGCCUCUCAUUGCUGCUCUUAAAUGAGGGGAAAAUCCAAACCGGCAAGACACAAACCUCUGUUCUCUUCCCCGCCUCCCUCUUGAGACCAUCGGAAGAACCUGGCAGCAGGAUCAGGCCCCAGAUGGGGCCCCAUCGAGUCCAGCCUCCUGUUCCCCCUCCCCGUGGCCAACCAGAUGCCCACAAGCAGGGGCACCAGAUCCCCCUCCCCUCCCCAAAGCAUCCCUGGCCUUUGGCGGCAGAGCAGAGCCAUCGUCCCGGCUAGUAGCCAUUCCUAGCUCCCUCCUCCAGCCUGCUUUCCAAGGCAAGCCUGCCCUGAAAAGCCUUUCUGGGAGUGGCGUGGGGAGAACGUCCAUCUGUGGGGCUGGGAGCGGACGGACGUAGCCGUUCUGCCAAAGCAGCGUCCAGACCUGGCCUCGGAUCCGCCUGGCUUCCUGCGGUGAUUGCCAUGCGAGGGAGCAUCCUGGCGGCCGCAUUUUCUCUCUACUGUAUCUCUCACCCCCCCUCCCCAAAUCCCCUCCUGGGCUCUUGUGCCGCUCCUGCCUUUCAUAUGAAACCUCUCUUCCAGAGAUUACUCUGAGUGAAAUAUUCAGGAGGCCAUAAAGGGGGGGGGGAGGACGUGUGGGUGCGUGGAAGGAGGGGGGUGAUCAUGGUGAGGUGGGUGCCGCCCACUCAGAUCUUCUCAGCUCGGCAGAGCCGCCCACCUUGCUGAGUGAGUGCCGGCGGAGGCUGGGGGGCGAUUCCUCCCAGCCCGUCAAUCUGACACAGCCCAAACCCAACACAGGAUUCGAACGUGGUGCUUCCUUUGGGGCGGGUACUCGAUGUCUCUUUCCUGGGUAUGUUGCCCUUGGAACCGACUGCUUGUCUGCUGGGGAGGGCGGGCGAGAGUUCAGAGUGCGCCAGGCCAACUCGCCAGGAACGGCGCAGCGUGCGCAAGUCUCCGGACUUGGCAGAGAUCUUGGGCAUGAAAGGAGCCUCUCUGGCAGAAACUUUAAAGCCCUCUCUCCCCACUCGCAGAACAAGCCAGGACGGGGAGAUAAGGAGGAUCAAAGGAGGCCCAGACGCGCAUCUCGCAUGCCAAGGUGCCCACGGAGUUGGCAUGGGGGGGGCUGGGAGCCGUUCUCACCUCUCCGUCCCUCCGUAAGACGUGUGCUGGAUCAGUCCAGCAGCCCAUUGAGUCCAGCCGUCUUGAUCUCACAGGGGCCAAAUACCCCUCGGAGAACAGGAAUCGAGAUAGACUGCCCCCGAACUGGGAGGUUUCAUAAUCAGAAGAGUCUCCUGUCUUCACAGUGAGCAACUCUCUGGCAGGAACUGAGCUCUUCGGAGACUUCCUGAGCUGGACUGGAUGAGCCCUGGGGGUCCCUUCCAACUGCAGAAUUCUGCAAUUCCAAGAAGCAGCAAGGGACUCGCCCUCUAGGCGGUCGCAGAAGGGCAACUGCUGGCCAAAGCUGUGGGAUCGGAGGCCGGUUUGACCACCUCCCCGGGGCUGAUGGCACAGCAGCCGUGCUUCUCCCUUCCUUCGCUCCCCCUCCUCACGAGGAAACAAAGGGGCAGGGAGAAGCGCAUGCAAAUGCCCUCCUGCUGGAUUUGCAUGGAUCUCAGGCGGGGCUGCAGAGUUUGGCUUCCCAGGCGGCCCAGCCAGGGCGCUGCUGCUGCUGCUGCUGCGUCUUGAAGGCGGCUGCUAUUUUCGGCUUUCCAAAUUCGCAGCCUUCUCGCAGGUGGAGUCUGGCACCUGCAUGGCCGAGCCGCCAAAUCUCUCUCCCGCUUUGUCUAUCAGCCCCCCCCCAAUACAUGACACCCCCCCAGUUGCUGCCUGAGCUGAAAGACCUCUCCUUGCCCCCCGCCCCAGCAGAUCACACACCUCUCCCUGCAAUUGAUUAUCAUCAUCAGUUGCAUUUAUAUCCCGCCGUUUCCCCCACCGUGGCAGGCAGGGUUCUUCCCAGCAAACCUGGUCCCCCCAACAACCCUGCCAGGUAGGUCAGGCUGAGCGGGGCCAGGUGAGCUUCACGAAGGCUGAGCAGGGGGGAUUUGACGCCUCCCAGGGGUUAGUCCUCAUUGGAUCCCCACCACAGCCCCAAACGCGGCACUUCUGCCCCCCCCUUUGCUGCUGCCGCUGCCUGCCUUUCGCCCUGGGAAGGAAGGCAGAAAGGAAGGAGGGAGGCUGUUAGCAGAAUAGUGCCCUGCGGCCUUCUCCAAUCAGAGUUAAUGAUCUGUUUAUCGUGUGACAUUUUGACGGGAGAAGAACCGGUGGAGCUGAACUGCGAGGCGUCCGCUCCGUAGGGGCGGCGGGAGCACUGGCAGCUGCAGCCGCCGCCAACGGGGGAGUCCCUGGCCUGCCGGGUGCUGCCUGCCCUGGCGGGUGCAGGGGGGUGGCAGCCAGGUUCUUGCAGGGGCAGGAGGAUCAGGGCCUCCGCGCCCUCGCGUGCAGCCUUGGUGCAUCCAGCUGGCUUCCUUCCCCUGCUGCGCCCAGAUAAUCGCAGAUUUUGUGCUGGGUGAAGGGGGAGAGGGGCUUCAGCAGAGCAGCUGGCCGCAGCUGGAUUGGACCAAGGUGGGGCCCACCAGAUCCCGCCCUGGCCAGCCAGAUGCCCCAGUGGGAAGCCAUCAGCAGGACCUGGGAGCCCUCUCCUCCUUCCUCCUCCUCCAUGGAUUUUUCUAAUUAGCUUUUCGAGCCAUCUAGGUGGGUGGACAUCCGGUGGGAGGGAGUUCCACAAGUUAUCCGUGUGCUGCGUGAAGAAGCCCCUCUGUGGCCGACCAGAUGACCCCAAAGGGAACCCAUGGCAAGCAGGACCUGAGAGCAGCAGCCUCCUCCCACUCUUGUUCUCCCGCAUGCUAAGGUAGACUGGCUCUGGCCAUGGAGGUUCUGUUUAGGAAUCCUUAGCGACUAAAAGCUCUGCCGGUCCCCCUCGGCCACCAGUGUUCCCACAAGCAGUGUGGGAUUGCCUCCAAUGACCAUUUUAGUCCCUUAAAACUCUCCCUGCGACUUCACGCCCCGUCUCUGCCGCUGCCUUGUUGCCACGUUUCCUCAGCCUCGGUUUUCCCCGUCUGUGGAAUGGGAAGACCAGUCGUCAUGCAGGAGAGUGCAGAGGUGGGGAACCUCCUGCCCCACAGCGUCAGCCCCUCCAACUGGUCGGCUCCUGCUGCCAGUGAGCAGUAUGAUUGUCCUACUCUGUCCAGGGGAGCGAGAUCUCCUGCAGGCCGCAGUCCCUGCUCUAGCCGGAGCAAGGAUGCGCUUUCCCGUCCUGGGUGGGGCUGCCCCCUUUCUGGUGCCGUGGGGCUGGCUGUGGGUGUGGGUGUUCUGCCUGCCUCCCCUGCUUCUCUCUCCCUCCUGCAUCUUCUGCCUCGGAGAAGCGCAGCCUCAUUUUUUGAUGAGCGCCUAAUCCCCUGAAUUGCAAACAGCUUUCCCCAAUUGAGGAGGUGGAUUAGCACACUCCAGUUUAAUCAUGUUGACAUCUCCGGAGUGGCCUGGCUGCUGGGGCAGCGGAGGGAGGGGGGCAGCCUGCCAGGGGUCUUCCAGCUGGCGGAGGGAGAGGGUGGGGUUGCCUCCCCUACAGGGGUGGUGUGGGGUGGCUGCGGAGGUGCCUUUGAUCAUCCUGCCACGGGUCCAGCUUCUCCUCCUCCCAACUUGCAGCUCCAGUGGCCUCUUCCUUAAAAAAUCCUAGAAUCGUCGAGUUGGACAGGACCCCCAAAGGUCAUGUAGUCUGACCCCCUGCAAUGGAGGAGUCACAAUACAUCCGGAUCUUUGCUGCCCUUGCAAGAAGCCCCUAGAAAGGAAGUUGGGACUCGUGGGCAUUCGGCGAAACUGACCGUUGGAAGAUUCGGGAUAGAUCAAAAGGCUUCUUCACGCAGCACAGAGUUAACCUGUGGAACUCACUCCCACAGGAGACACAAUGAUGGCUGCCAAGCUGGAUGGCUGUGAAAGGGGAUUGGGCAAACUCAUGAAGGAGGAGAUGCCUAUCGAUGGGCGACUAGCCAGGAUGGCGACGCUCUGCCUGUGUGGCCGGAAACCAUUAAUGCCGAAACCGCAGGAGGAGAAGGAGCUUGUGUUUUGCAUUUGGGGCAUCUGAUUGGCCACUGUCAGAAUACUGGGCCGGAUGGGCCAUGGACUCUUCUGGUGGUGUUAAGAUGUGCCUGUUCCCAUUUCCCGUCUGGGAAAACUGAGGCUAGAAGAUGGCGACUGGCUUGAUUCAUCCGGGUCUUCUCCGGUCCAGCGGUGCACCUGCUGCUGUUCCCCAGCAGCACCUGGCUGGGCCCCAAAGCUGGGAAGUGGGGCAGAGCACCUCCCUCUUUCCUCAGCCACCUCCUCUCCUCUCUUGCAGGUUCACAGAGGCCGAGGCCGUGGUGAUGGGCGAUGUGACCUACGGGGCCUGCUGCGUGGACGACUUCACCGCCCGGGCGCUGGGAGCCGACUUCCUGGUCCACUACGGCCACAGCUGCCUGGGUACGAAGGAGGCAAGGGCCGGGCCUGGGCCAGUCUCUCCGCCCGGGAAUUAGAGGUCUAGUCUUGGUGUGGCAGUUGAAGAGUGGCAGACUGGGGAAACUGGGGGUUCACAUCUCCACUUGGCCUUGUACAGUCAUACCUUGGGUUGCGAACGUGAUCCGUGCGGGAGGCAUGUUUGCAACCCGCAGCGUUCACAACCCACGGCGCACGUGCGUGACGCGAUUUGGCGUUUCUGCGCAUGCGCGUGACAUUUUGUGUUCCUGCGCAUGUGCGAGCGCCAAAACCCGGAAGUAACCUGUUCUGGUACUUCCGGGUUUGGCGUGGUCCGCAACCCGAAAAUGUGCAACCUGCAAUGUUCGUAACCCGAGGUAUGACUGUAGUUUGCAGGGUAGGUCACGUUGGGUGGGCCUCCUCCCUUCCUCCCUUCCUUCCUUCCUUCCUUCCUUCCUUCCUUCCUUCCUUCCAUCCAUCCUUUUUGCCUGGCCUUCCUCGCAGGGUUGCAGUGAGGACAAACCCGGGAUUGGUGGGCAGGAGGUCCUUGGGCGCCCCCUUGAGCUCUUUGGAGGAAAGGCAGCCUUUGAACAUAAAGGGAACUCUGGAGUCUGGGGCAGAAUUAUUUCUGCCCUGUCUGCAUCCUUUCCUCUCCUGUUUUUCCUUUUGUUUCACAGCGUCCUUGAUUUCGGGAGCUUCUGGGGAUGGGCUGUGGCCCCGCUUUGCCCCAUGGAGAGUAUUUUGGGGUUGGGCGGGGGGCUUUGCUGCACUGGAGGAGGAAGAGGAGGAAGGCUUGGCUGGGUGGGGGAGGGGAGGCCAGGAAACCCGAAAAGAGGGCUGGCUGCUGCCGCUGCCUUGCAUCUCCCUAGGCGGAAACGGUUCUCUGGAUGCUGUUGCUAUGGCAACUGCAGCGCUGCUGUCCCAGAUGCUGCUAACUUUGAAGUCCGCCCAGGAUGGAAUCCGGCUCAAAAUAACAGGGAAAGGAAAGGAAAGGGGGAGGGAGAGAGAGAUAGAAAAGGAAAAAAGGGGCCAUGUUAGCUUUUAAGGUGGAUCUGCAGAAUUAUCGCCCCGGAGGGAGGGGGUGGAGCUUCCCUGAGCCUUCAUCCUCUCUCCUCCCUCUGGCCCAGCUCUCUGAUUUUUUUUGGCAUUGUUGCUAGGGCUGUUGCUGGGCGUGUGCGUGUGCGUGUGGGGUCACAGUGAUGGAGUGGGGGGUGGGAGAUCAUUGGAGGGGUGGGGAGAAGCGGGUGGAUGAGGAGGAGGCUGUAAGACCCCCCUGGCACAGGCGGAUUGGAAGUGGGGAGGAAUCUCUCUUACCUAUUUUAUUCCCGCUUUUCCUGGCUUCUCUCCCCCCCAUCGCAGCCCUCUGCCACCUUUCCAGGUCAGGGACGGCCUUCGCAGAAGGAGGAGCAGUCUGUAUUCUGCACACACACACACCUCCCUCUCUGUCCUCCCCCCCCCCCCACGAUUUUCAGUGCGCCAAGAGGACCAGGGCAAGCUGGUGGGGGGGGGGGGUUGCAUUAUGCAGGGACACCCCACCCUUGCCAAGUGGUACACCUAAAGGGCAGCCUGAGUCCCUUGGGGGCUUCUCACAGUUAGCAGGCAGGGUAGUGGGAUUGGGGGGGCUGGCAAUGCAGCCCCUCCCCCUUCCCUGAGCUAGUGGCCCUAGAGCGCCAGCACCGCAGGGGUGUUGCGGGCAGGCAGACGUGCGGCAGCCAAGUUCCGAGUUCUGUUUAGGAGAGGUUUAAUUGACGCCACAUGCCGUCCGUCUCUCCUUCCCUCUCUCUCUCUCUGCCAGUGAGAUUGAAAAGCCAUCCAAAGCGAAGCACCCAAACCGCUGCUCGGAAAAGCCUCCUUGGCGAAUUGCAGAGUUGGAAGGGAUCCCCCAGAGGUCAUCUAGCCCAACCCCCUGCAAUGCAGGAAGUGCAGAUAAAGAAUACAUGGCAGGUGGAGGCGCAGCUUUGGCAUGGCUUGCGUCUCUGUGCUUAAAUUUUUGAGUAGGCUCCCGUUCCUUUGGCUAAGACAGGGGGCCAGGAGGGACAACCCCCCCCCAAAAAAAUGGUUCUAGGGGAUUUUGCACGUGGAGACAGUGGAGCGGACUCCCUCAGGAGGUGGUGGUUUCUCAGCCUCCUCAGAGGGCAGGCAAUUCUGUCAUGUUGGGAGGGAUGCUGAAGUCGCACCCGCUGCAAGGACAGGGGUGGAAAUGGCUUUCCGUCGCAGAACAGCCACUCAUGCAGAGGUGCGAUGGGAGGUGCUCCUUCUGGAAUGAAAUCCCUUUGUGCAGUGCGCAGUUUGGGGAGGAGAAUCCGUCUCUUCUUGGAAGGUGUGGAACACCCAGUUCCUUGAGUCGUGGGGAGUCCCUUCUCUUGGCAAUCUGGUGUCUUUAUGCCAGCGUUUCCCUGGCAUCCAUUAAAUGCAUUAAGGACUCACGGAAUCAUAGAAUUGUAGAGAUUGAAGGGAUCCCAAGGGUCCAGCCCCCUGCAACACAGGAAUCGCAGCCAGCAAUUCAUUCUUUAUUAUUAUGCUUUUCUGCUUUGUGUUUCGACCUGCAAAGGGGCCAGAGUCAGCGUCUGUGUGGAUGUGCUCUUUGCAGCGGUGGCUGGGUAGCCAGAGCUACUUUCCUGCUCUGCUUGGCUCUCCCUGCACCCCACGUAAUAAUAACAAGAAUAAUAAUAAUAAUAAUAAUAAUAAUAAUAAUAAUAAUAAUUUAUUAUUUGUACCCCGCUCAUCUGGCUGGGUUUCCCCAGCCACUCUGGGCAGCUUCCAUAGAGACCAAAAAUACACUAAAAUGUCACACAUUAAAAACUUCCCUGAACAGGGCUGCCUUAAGAUGUCUUCUGAAUGUCAGGUAGUUGUUGUUCUCUUUGAUAUCUGGUGGGAGGAAGUUCCACAGGGCGGGCGCCACCACCGAGAAGGCCCUCUGCCUGGUUCCCUGUAGCUUCGCUUCUCACAAUGAGGGAACCGCCAGAAGGCCCUCGGCGCUGGACCUCAGCAUCCGGGCAGAACGAUGGGGGUGGAGACGCUCCUACAUGGGCUAGAAACCUGAUGGAGGUUGUUGUCUUUUUCAUUUUGCUGGGACAGAAGGGAAGCCACACUUUCCCACUUUCUUCAUCCAGCGUUUGAGCAUGUUGCGAUUGUGGCAGUGUGGGAUCUCCCCACCUUGGGUUGGCGGGGUUUGCUGCUGAGUAAGAAAAUUUAUCUUAAUGGGGUGAGACCUGAAAUCUAUUGGAUGGAGGAUCAGCGUGCUUCUCUCCCUGGUGCCCCCCCCCAAAAAAACACGCCCUGUCAUUUUCUCUACCCUCUCCCUCCAGUUCCCAUCGACUCCACGCAGGGAGUGAAGAUGCUCUAUGUCUUUGUAGACAUCAAGAUUGACACGGCACACUUUGUGGAGACCCUGCGCUUCAACUUCCCCGCGGGGGCCGCGCUGGCCCUCGUCAGCACCGUCCAGUUCGUCUCGGCGCUGCAGGUAAGAAUAGGGAAAGAAAUCACAAUAUUGUGUGCGCUGGGAGUCUUGCGUGCAUAUCCUUCUUCAGACAGCGUAUUGUUAAACUGUGGAACUCUCCUCUGCAGGAGCCACUGGUGGCUUUAAAGGUGGGCUGCUCUUUAUUCAUGGAGGAGAGUGAGCAUGUCCGUGGCUUCUAGCCACCAGGGCUAGGCUGUGUCAGCGCUGUGGGAGGGAGGAUGUCCCCAAACACCAGAUACAGUGGUACCUUAGGUUACAUACGCUUCAGGUUACAUAUGCUUCAGGUUACAGACUCCGCUAACCCAGAAAUCGUGCUUCAGGUUAAGAACUUUGCUUCAGGAUGAGAACAGAAGUCGUGUGGCGGCGGCGCAGCAGCAGCAGCAGGAGGCCCCAUUAGCUAAAGUGGUGCUUCAGGUUAAGAACAGUUGCAGCUUAAGAACGGACCUCCGGAACGAAUUAAGUACUUAACCCGAGGUACCACUGUACUGGGAAUCACAAGGGCAAGAGGGUUGCUGCUGCGCCCCUGCUUGGGGGCUUCACAUUGAGGAAAGGAAGACGGACUAGAUCAUGGGUAGGCAAACUAAGGCCCGGGGGCUGGAUCCGGCCCAAUCGCCUUCUAAAUCCGGCCCACGGACGGUCCAGGAAUCAGCAUGUUUUUACAUGAGUAGAAUGUGUGCUUUUAUUUAAAAUGCAUCUCUGGGUUAUUUGUGGGGCAUAGGAAUUCGUUCAUUCUCCCCCCCCCCCCCACAAGGUCUGAGGGACAGUGGACCGGCCCAAUGCAGAAAAAGUUUCCUGAUCCCUGAACUAGAUCGUAGAAUCAUAGAAUGGUACCCAAAAGUCAUCUAGUCCAACCCGCUGCAAUGCAGGAAUCUUUGCUAAAGCAUCCCUGACAGAUGGCCAUCCAAUCUCUGCUUUAAAACCUUCAAGGAAGCAGAGGCCACCAUCUCCCGAGGGAGACCGUCCCACUCGUGAGCGGCUCUGACUGCCAGAAAGUUCUUCCUGAUGUUGAGUCGGAUUCUCCUUUCUUGUGAUUUGAAUCCAUUGGUUCAGGUCCUCCCUCAUAGAGCGGCAGGAACCAGCCUUGCUCCAUCUCCCUUCCGAUAUUUGAAGAUGGCUCUGUGUCUCACCUGCCUUGCAUGGUGCUGGAAUUUCAGGGUACAGGGGGGCCGCCUAUGCUUUGUGGAGACCCUGAAGAGCCACACCAGGGAAGCCUUUUCCCCAGUGUUACGGAAAAAACUAGGUGCAAGGCUGCUCAGUCCCCCAGCUGGUCGGGCAGAGCCCGCGGGUCCCUGCGGAAUAAAGGAAGGAGUCCAGCCAACCGGAGCCAAUAGCUGUAGACCAAAGUUUAUUGUGCAAUAGGUUCAAAGAGGAAAUUUGAACCCCGAGGAUGGGGUGACAAAGACUUUUAAAACUUUCCCACCAUAUCCCAGAAUACAGUUCGUACAGCAUCAUUGCUACAUCACUGACAUGUCACAAAAGGGGAGGGGUAGGCAGGGGUUAUACUAGUUCAACCUUGGCAAACAGGUCCAGACAAGUCCUUGGUUCAAAAUUAGCAUUAGCAGACAUGUCAGGGCAAGACCCAGGUAUGAGAUUAGCAUAGGCAAACACCUCUGAAGUCCCACCACCCAAAGUACAAUAGAACUUCCUUUGCAUGUCUGGACCCCUGGCAAGUUUGGUGAUGGGAUUAGGCUUUCCUUGGCCCACAGUUAGCUCAGCAAUUGUCACCUCUGGGCACUUCCUGGGGUAGGAGGUGUGUAUACAUGUCCCCUCUUGGGGAGGUGGAAGGGAAAAGAGUCAUUUUUUAAAAGGGCAAAAUAGUGUUGAAAUGGAGGGAACUGGCAAAGGACUUGAUUUUAUAUGAUUGUUAAAGCUAGGUAACUUCCCUGAGCUGUCAAGUCGAAAGGAGACAUUUAUGCAUAAUAUUUGUAAGAUUGAACAACUUUAAAGAUGUGGGGGCCCCCCCUGUAAUUUCCGUGACACCCCCCUUGGAGGUUUUUAACCAGAAGCUGGACGGCCACCUGCCAGGGAUACUUCAGCUGCGAUUCCUUCAUUGCAGGGGGCUGGACUGGAUGACCACGGGGGGUUCCCAUCCAACUACAUUCAUAUGAUUCUCCUCCCUGCUUUCUCCGAAACCCGUUUUUUAACUGGCUGGAUCAGCGAGCUCUCUAACAUCCCGGGAUGACUGUCUGAGCUCCUGUCUGCCGCUUGUCUCACCACAUCCCUGUUUGGCAGCCACUCUGUUACUGUCACCCAAGACAGCCCGAGCGAGCGUCACAAAGCGGGUGGCAGGCAGGGAGGGGUCCCAGCAGGGCCUGCAAAGCGCCUGGGUGGGCAGAGAUGGAUGGGCGCCGGGCGCCGGAGCCGUCUGAACAUGGCAGCAUUGGAGCGUUAAGGAGGCAGACGCAGCGCCUGCCCUUUUAAUUGAUGCUCUGCCAAACCCCACGUGGCCCAGCCCGGUUCCCAGGGGUGACGUUUUGGGUUUUAUUUUUUGGGGGGGAGCCCUCGUCACACAACGUGACAGUCGUAUGCCCAGCUCCCAUCCAGGGUGGUGCUGAGCCUCCAGAGCACGUCUCUUUCUCGGUCAGGAAGAUGGCCGUGGAUCCAGCUUUGGGGAACUGGAGCUCUCCAAAGUAAUUUUAGGAUUUUUCACGUCUUUGGGGUGUGUGUGUGCUCCUGGUCAAGUCCCUUUUCUUUUGAUUUUUAUAAUGUAUAUAAAACGGAGAGAACAGUUAGGGCAACAGACAAAAUUGGAAUAAUGGAAAAUAAAACAUGUGUACAGUUGGAGGCGGGUUAAAAUGAGGAAGUCCAAGUAAAGAAUGCCAGCAUUUAUCUGAUGAUGCAGUUUGGUUCCAGAUUUGGCAGCCUUGGAAUGAGGGCCGCCUUCAAAAGGAUCAUAUAAAAGGUGCCGGGAAGCUCUAGUCCUCGUCAAAAUCCAUUAUGUCCUCCAUUAUUGCUCUGUUCCAAAACUGGUGGUACCAAGCUCCCAGUGUCAGAUUUUGGGCUGUUUUCUGUUGAGUCACAAGCAACUAUUUGAGCUGCCAAGAUAAUAAUUUAAGGUUUCUUUCUUUGACAAUAUCUCUGCGUUGAUAGGUGGUUUGGUGUGUUGAUUUUAUAUUUUGAAACUCCUUAAGUUGGGGUGUAGAUGUAAUGACACCGGUGAGAACAACCGUUAUUAAUCUCAGCCCCUGUGUUUCUGUGUCCUCCUUCCUCCCUCCCCCUUGACAGGCUGCCCGGCAGGCGCUCCAAGCCGACUACUCCAUCUGCACCCCGCAGUGCAAGCCUCUCUCGCCCGGGGAGCUGCUGGGGUGCACAGCCCCCCGCCUGGCCCAGGCCACGGACGCCAUCGUGUGAGUAGGACCCCUCGCGUGGGCACUGCUUGGGAUCGGGGCUCUUGGCUAGAUAGAUGUGUUGGGACACAGUGGACAUGGGUGCCUGCGGGGCUGAAGUAAAAUCACUGGAGGGUUGCAGCGCCUGCUGCGGCUCUAGAGGCCGAUGCAGGAGAGACAUGUUUCGUUGCAUCUGGGCCAGAGGAAGAUGCAUGUAUCUAUGGUUUGGCAAGAUCAGCGGUAUCACGGACCACGUUUUACAGACUGCAAUAAUGCUCAGCAAAAAGUCACACAUAAAUGCAAAAAGUCAGCCUUGAGCUGUGUCUCCGUUAUGCAGGUGAGCCUAGCCGUAUCUGGGUCCUCAAAGGGUCCUAUUCCUCCGUCCCUUUUCCGGUCAGUCGUACCUUGGAAGUCGAAUGGAAUCCGUUCCGAAAGUCCGUUCAACUUCCAAAAUAUUUGGAAACCAAAGCGCGGCUUCUGAUUGGAUUCAGGAAGCCCCUGCACCCAAUCGGAAGCCCCAUCGGACGUUCGGCUUCCAAAAAUAGUUUGCAAACUGGAACAGUCACUUCCGAGUUUGCGGCGUUUGGGAGCUAAAAUGUUCGAGAACUAAGCUGUUCAAAAACCAAGUUAUGACCGUGUAGGCAAGUGAGUUUUGCCGGUUGUCUGCUGACCAAAAACCUCGCACGGGUUCUUUUCCUUUUGAGACUCAGACGUUACAGGCUAUUUUCUGGACAAUGGCCAAGUUCCACGCAGUUUCCGUGCCGUAAUUCAAGAGAUCAAUCUUGCGGGUUCUUCCGUUUUUGUGCUAUGGAGUUUCUCGCAGGACCCAGAAAUCAUGUGGGAUAGUUCAUCUGGGGGAAUUGAUCUGGGUUAACCUCCCGCAGCAUCCGUAAUGGGAUCGGGGGCUCAGGUUUCCUGCCCUGACUCAACUCCGAGCUGAAGGGACAAAAGAAAAGGGGCCCUCUGAGCAGACGCAGAGUGCCUUGCCCUUGCCCUUUGGGUUGGGAGCUUCAGGAAUGCUGCUUCACAAAGCUUGGCUGGUGGCGGUAAUGUCCUAUGGGUGGGGGCCGGGGAAGGUCCCAGGGGCCAGGUAUCAGUAGGGUGGAGGGGGGCAUAUUUGCAAGCCCCAUGCCCAGAGACUGGUGCCUCUCGGCCUGCAGAACCCCACAGAACCCCCGUGUGACCUCUGGAAAUCUUGACGGAAGUUUUUGAGAAGUUCUGGCUGCUUCUGCCAUGCACCUUUUGGUCCUGGAUCAACUCCUGUUUGUGGGAGGCCUGGGUGGGACUUUGCCCCCCAGAAGUGGGGCCAGAGAGAGAUAGAGUGGGGGGGGGGGAGAGAACUUGGCACUUUGGGGGAAGACAGACGACUCUGGGCCUGAUGCAGCAACCCCAUUAAUUUUCUUUAAGGACAGCGAAUUAGCCGGCCCCUGCCUCCCGCACACCUAAUUAUGAGAGGUAAUGGAAAUGCUUAAUGCGCUGUGAACGGCGCAGCAGGGAGACAGAGGGAAAUAAAUAACGCCCCCCCACUCUGGGAGGAGAGGGGGUGGCCAGGGAGGGGAGGGGGCUUUUCUGGCCAGCCCCCCAACCAAAAUGAUGGAGGGUUUUUUGCCGCCACCGUGGCCAACCUUCCCCAGUUUCCCCUCCUCCCAGGGGAGCUGGAUACGUCUGGGAUAGUCCUGUUCACAAGCACAGCCAGGUUGGGGCCGCCUUCCUAGGAGUUCAGAGACUUACAGAAUUGUGGGAUUGGAAGGGACCCCCCAAGGUCCUCUAGUCCAGCCCCCUGAAAGCUGAACUCUGCUGCUCCCGAUGGGGACCAGCGACUAGAUUGCCUCGUGAGUCAGGGCAGGCUGGGACUCCAGCAGCAGCAAGAGGAGAUGCGGAGGCAGAGGAGGCUGCCCACUGUACCCCUGUGUGAUGCACAGUUCUGUCCUGGUGGCUGCCUUCCACCAACAGGCAGAGGGUUGCCUCUAAGUAUCGGGCGCCAUUAGGCUUCCUGCUCUUGAUGCUGGCACCACAGGGCAGGCCUGUCCUCCGGGGAGGUUCCCCGUUGUGUCUCUGCCCUGGCCAAGUGCAGAGCAGCAUCCGAGGGGCAUCUUUGAGGAGGAGAGGUGCUUCGGGGUCUUAUAAGACACCCUGAGACUCUGGGGGGCAAAAGGGGGUCUCUGUUUGACAUCUGUUGGGUGGGGCUGGGAAUGACCCCUCCCCAAAUCCCUGGAGAGAGGCUGCCAGACCAGACGCAGUGGUCUGGAUCCAUCCAGCGACGCUCCUGAGCGUCCCUCCAAAUUUAAUUAAAUUUGGCAGCAACGAAGGCCCACGUCAACUAUUAGAACACCGGUGCGGAGUCUCCGGCGUUGAUGGAUGGCGCUCACCAAAGCGGGACCUCGUACCGCCAACGGCCACUUGGAGGGUUACGUCUCAGGAUCUGGAGAGCGAUGAGUAGCUCUGGCUCCUUCUGGACCCCACAGUGUGCCAAAGCCUCUGUUUCUUCUGGUCGGAGGGCUCACCUUUUGCCCCCCAGGGGCCAAAUUCCGUGGUGCGCAGUUUCCUGGGGGCCGCCUGCUUUUGUCAGGUGGGGUGACGGAGGCGACACUUGGCUGUAGACUACAACUCCCAUCAGGCCCUGCCAGCAUGGAUUACCUUGCUCUGUGUCUGAUGGGAAGCACCCCCUGUCCUGGCAGUGGCUGAUGGGAGUUGUAGUCCCGCCAGGAGGGCGCCAUGUUGGUGUUUCCUCAGGGGGUCCAUUUUUGCAAAGGGUCAGUCGUGCAGAAUUUAACGUUCGUGGCGACCUCUCGGGACGGUUUAUCGGCUGACAGGGUGGAAGUUCUUUAACUCCGUCCCCGGGUCGGAUGGGAAAAGGAUUUUUCUGUCUCAUGUCACGUUUGUAAAAUGUAUUUUAUGUAUUAUUUGGUUUUUAUCUCGCCUCGUCUCCAAGGAAAUCAAGGUUCUCCCCUUUCCUUGUUUUAUCCUCUCGACAACCCUGUGAGGUAGACCAGGCUGAGAGACAGCCGCAGGCCCUGCAGUCAGCCACCGAAAUGUUGCUUUUGAGCCGGGCCCUUGAGCCCAGGGGUGGCUAAUCUGUGGCCCUCUAGAUUCCCUUCAGCUCCCAGCUCCCUUCCUUUCUCACCCGUUGCCCCACAGGCUAGGGGGCCAGUUGGAGCAGGGGCGUUCAGCAAUAUCUGGAGAGUGACAGCUCAGCCCCCCUCUGGCUGCCUGCUGUGCCACACUGCAGUUUCCUGAGAGAAGAGCAGCACCCAGUGGCCAUGAGUUCCGCAGAUCCAUCCCUUCCCUUUCGCAGACCUUCCACCUGCUUUUGACUCCUCACCCUCCGAGGCUUUGGAGGGCUUCUCCCUCGUUCCGCAAAUGGGGGUUCAGAGGGGCGACAGACCCUCCUCGCCCCGGCCCCCUCCUCUGCCCUGGGUGCUGCUGCCGCGACCGGCUCAGGCUCAGUAAUUAUUUUGCCCGUCUCUUGGGCGGACGCUUUCAAAGAAAGCAGGCAAAUUAGCUUUGAUCCUCCGAAAUGUCAUUCCACAAUUAAAGGCAAAAAUCUAGUCAGGUUUUCUGUCCGGAUUCAUUUUCCGACCCCUCACUCCAUUAGGGCAGCCAAACGAAAGAGUUUGAGAUGUAAUUGCUGACUCGGAAUCUGAUUACAACGGGAAGCGAAGACGUCUCCCUCGCUAAGGACCCGUCCUGGCUCUCCCAGGGGCGCUCUUGCUGGGGACGGGGGUGCUGGGUGCGGGUCCUGGGGAGGAAAUGGGGCAGAGAAUCUGGCACAGCGCUGUCUGCACUGACUGGCAGCAUAGGCUCUCCGGGGUUUCGAGGUGGGUUCUCUGCCAGGCCUACCUGGCGAUGCCAGUGGGAGAUGUCAAACCGGGAACCUUCUGCCUGCUGAGCUGUGUCCCUUUUCUUAAAGAAAAGAACCCAAGAAUCUAGUCCUCAUGGUCCCAAAUAAAGGCGUGAUUUAAGCAGGGACAAAAGAAGCUGCCAUAAUUGUGCACAGCCAGCUCCAUCACCUGCACUGACCGGCAGCAUUCGCUGGCCCCUGGGGGAGCAGGAUGCUGGGCUGGAUUGGACCCGUUUUGGCUGUUCUGGUUUGUUCUUAUGGAACCUCCAGGUGCAGAGGCAGUCUAUCUCAAUUCCAAGGUGCUAUGGGGCGUUGGCUGGGACGCGGGUGGCGCUGUGGGUAAAACCUCAGCGCCUAGGGCUUGCCGAUCGCGUGGUCGGCGGUUUGAAUCCCCGCGGCGGGGUGAGCUCCCGUCUUCGGUCCCAGCUCCUGCCCACCUAGCAGUUCGAAAGCACCCUUAAGUGCAAGUAGAUAAAUAAGUACCGCUUUAUAGCAGGAAGGUAAACGGUGUUUCCGUGUGCUGCACUGGUGCUGGCUCACCGGAGCAGCUUCGUCACGCUGGCCACGUGACCCAGAAGUGUCUUCGGACAGCACUGGCCCCCGGCCUCUUAAGUGAGAUGGGCGCGCAACCCUAGAGUCGGACACGACUGGCCCGUACGGGCAGGGGUACCUUUACCUUUAUGGGGCGUUGGACCCCUGUGAGAACAGGACACUGGACCAGAUGGGCCCCCUUUGGCCUGAUCUUUCAGAACUCCACCUCCCACCAUCCCUAACCAUUGGUCCUCCUGACUGUGAGGAGUUGAAAUCCACCACCAUCUUGGAGGUGGGGUCCAUGUGUGUUUUCGACAGGCUGCCCCUCCCUGCUUUAUAUAAAAAGUCAAAAGUCCAUUCUGGAGAGUAAAAGGGUCUUGCUUCAUUGGCGCGAAAUGGUACCUCCACGUUCAGAAGAAGUCUACCCACCUGUGUCCCCCGUUGCCUUUGGAAAUAACGUUUUGCUGGCAAAACAAACAGGACGCAGUAACAAAGAGCCAGAUUGUGUUUACGUGUUUAUACUAAAGUUCCUUGCUUGCCUUAAAAAAAAAAAAAAGAUAUGUUUUUGCACAACGAAAACAUCAAGGUGUAAUAGCAAACGGAAAAGCACGAUCCAUUUUUAAAAAUGAAAAUGCAGCGUUAGCAGGAGCAGCGAGAGAGUCUGGAGGAAAGCAGCCUGAGCGGCACGGAGGGGGGCCUCUUGAGAAAGCCAGAUUGGUCCAAGCGAGUCUCCUUUUGGAAGAUUCGAGACAGAUAAGAGAAAGUCCUUUUUUUGCACAGCGCAGUUAAACUGUGGAACUCCCUGCCACAGGAGGCUGUGAGGACCACCACCUUGGAUGGCUUUGAAAGAGGAUUGGAUGGAGGCAGAAAGAGCUCUGGAGGGCUCCCUACCAGAAUGGCUCUGCUCAGAAAUGCUUCUGGAUCCCAGUUACUGGAAACCACACGAGGGAACAGGGCUCUUGGGUUCCAAUCCUGCUUGGGAGUUUUGCAUUGGGGCAUCUGGGUGGCAUGUGAGAACAGGAUGCCGGACUAGAUGGGCCACUGUCCUUACUUUCCUUCAGAACAAAUGGGGGACCCUUUUCGUGGCUGGAGACAGUGGGUACCCAGAGGGGCUUGUUUUCAGACCCCCCUCCCUUCUUGGGGGUCUGGGGCAGAAGGCGGCCUGGGGGCCCUUCUUGCCAUUGGCUCUGUGGUGCUCUGGGAACCGCCCCCCCCCUUUGACUGGCCGCCACCAAGUCAGACCAUUGGGCCACCUAAACAGAGAGUGCGGCAUUCUAGUCCUCACGAUUCUAAAGAAAGGGUUUGCUUCAGGAGGAAGCUCCCUCACGCAGAGGCUGGCAGCGACUCCCCAGGGUUUUAGGCAGGGUCUUCCCAGCCCUGCCUGGAGAUGCCCUUGGCAGUUGGACCCAGGACUCUUCUGCAUGCCAAGCAGGCCCUCCUCCGCUGAGCCGCAGCCCUUCCUUACCUUUCCUUUCCGUUCCAGUUACCUGGGAGACGGCCGUUUCCACCUGGAGUCCAUCAUGAUCGCCAACCCAGGGAUUCCUGCCUACAGGUAUUGGAGGGGGGACAGGGGGUGGGGGUCCAGGGAGGGGCUGGGGAGGGAGGUGUGGCCUGGAGAUAGGAGGUGUGGCUAGGGAGGAGGCGUGGUUUGGAGACAGGUGUGGCUAGGGAGGAGGCGUGGCCUGGAGAUAGGAGGUGUGGCUUGGAGAUAGGAGGUGCGGCUAGGGAGGAGGCAUGGCCUGGAGAUAGGAGGUGUGGCUUGGGAGGAGGCGUGGCCUGGAGAUAGGAGGUGUGGCUAGGGAGGAGGCGUGGCCUGGAGAUAGGUGUGGCUAGGGAGGAGGCGUGGUCUGGAGAUUGGUGUGGCAUGGGAGGAGGCGUGACCUAUAGAGGGUGUGGCUAGGGAGGAGGCGUGGCCUACAGAGGGUGUGGCAAAGGAGGGAGGUGUUACUUGGAGAUAGAAGGCAUGCCUAGGGAGGAGGCGCGGCCUGGGAAAAGCAACUUGGGGGCCAAAAAGGCCUUGAGGGCCACAUUCAUCCCAGCCGUGUGGUUCUCCACUUCUGAAAAAGUGCCUUCCUUGUUACGGAAACUUUAAUUUCCAGGGGGCUUUAGGAGCAGACGUUGGGCUGGCCUGAUUAGGAGGUGCUCAGCCCAGAGGACCACAUUCUCAGCCUCCACCAUCCUGGAGCGCUCUGGCCUACAACUCCCAUCAGUCCCCGCCAGGCACGUCAUAGACCAAAACCCCCAGUCCUGUGCGCCCCACCCUUCACCCUCUUCAACCCUGGGCCCCCCAACACCUGCUGCCUGCUCCCACCACAGCCCCUCGCCAUCCGCUCUCCUUAGGACCCCAACGCAGCCCCUCCAUGCAGGCUGAUUUCCCGCUAAACGGGCGGAACAAUCUUGUUAAAGGCCAGCGUGGGAAUUCAAGGUUGGGCUGAGCAGGAAGGACAGCAAACAGUGAUUACCAGAAGGCAAACAGGAAGGCAAACGUCCACCUUCUGCUGGGGAAGAGGGAGUUUGCGCGUGGGAAGAGAACCUUCCUUCUGCUAAGAACAGAAAAAGAGCCGACUGAAUCAGGCCAGUGGCCCACCUGGGACAGCAAGUAGAUGCCCCAAAGGGAAACCCGCAAGCAGGAUUCGCACACAAGAGCAAUUCUCCCCCUCCUGUGGUUUCCAGAAACUGGUCUCCAGAAGAGGGCAGAGCAGAGCAAGCCUGGCUAGUAGCCCUCUCCUUCUCCCUGAAUUUGUCCACGCCUCUUUUUAAGCAGUCCAGGUUGGUGGCAAUCACGUACCUCUAGUGGAAGGGAGUUCCACAGUUUAACAAAGUUCUUCCUUAUACCUGACCAACACUCAGCUUCAUUGGACAUGCACAAGUUACGGCGUUAGGAGAGCGGGGAGAGAAUAAUUUUAUAAAACCUUCUGUCACGCUGCCUCUAACUCACCUUUCCCCCAUACUAAAAAGUCCCCAAAAUUCUACAGCCGAGUCUCUCCAUCCUCAGGGCCAUUUGGCUGGCCCUACUCAGAACCUUUUCCAAAUCCACGAUAUCCUUUUUGAGUUGUGGUGACUGGAACUGUGCGGGUUUCCCGAAGGAGGUCACUUCUUCCACAGUCCAGCGCAGGGGUCGGAUCCUGCUUGCAGCAAAGUCGGCCUGCGUGUGUGCGCUUGGCUCCCUGUUUCCUUUCUGCUUUCUGUGCUCCUGCCUCCUCUGCUGUAGGCAGCAAGGCCGGUUGCUGCGACUUCUGGCUAGUAGCCAUGGGCCACCCUCUCCUCCUACGUAAGAGCCUAAAGGAUCGGGCCCGUGGCUCAUCCCGUCCUUCCUCCUGCCCUUGCAGCUAGCCAUCCUGGCCAGUAGCCAUGGGCAACCCUCUCCCUACUCCCCCCAGCAGGAAAGGCCUGAUUUCCGCAGGCGGCCACGCUCCACUGUGCUCUCUCUCCCCAUCGCCAGUUCCCUGGAAAACGGGUGAUUUGUUACCCGGCUUGGCAGAGGGAAUUUUAAUCAAGCUGCGCCUGGGCUGGGCCCCCUCUCUGCCCCAUAAAGCUGCCGUCCCCCCCUGCCUGCCGCUAACAAACGACCUGCUCAGGAAUUCAGAUUUGGGCGGUGGGCAGGCCGGGUCCCAGCAGAGCGGCGGAUAUUUCAUCGCUUCUGAGCAGGGCUCAUCAUCGCCUCGUUUUAUGGCCCCUCUCUGCCUCCAGAAGAAGGGCUGUCGGGAGGGGGGGGCGUAAUGGGAGACCCACGUUUCUGGAGGUGCUUGUCAAAAUGUUUAGAUUUCAGAUGGGAGAGGGGUAAACUUUAGAGGGUGCUCUGGUGGGCGGCGGAAGACGGGGGGGGGUGUGCUGCCCCCCAACACACAAUCCCCUACCUGGUGCAGCCCCAUCCCUUUAGUACAACUGCCUCCCAUUCCAAAGAUGUGAUAAAAGCUGGAGGGAUGUGCUGCUAUUAUUAUUAAUAAUAAUAUUAAUAUGCCACCUUUGUUUUCCAAGAACCUCGUGGUUCUCCUCCUCCCAUUUCAACCUCACUACAACCUCACUAUUGUUGUUAGCCGCUCUGAGCCCGGCUUUGGCUUGGGAGGGUGGAAUAUAAAUUAUUAUUAUUAUUAUUAUUAUUAUUAUUAUUAUUACAACCCUGCAAGGGAGGCUAGGUUAAGAGAUGGUGACUGGCCCAAGGUCACCCUGUGGGGAUUUCAACCCUAUUCUCCCAGGUCCUGGUCCAGCGCUCUAACCAUGGUGCCGCGCUGCCUUUUAGAGCAUGUGCAGAGCCCAAAGGACGUCAGAAGAGCCCUGCAGUGUUGGGCCAAAGGGGACUUAGCAGAGACACAGCAAAAGGCAGCUUUCUCUUGAAGCAGCCCCUUUAAUCAUGAGGACUAGCGUUUUGGCUCUUCUGUUUUUUGAAGGGAAAGGGCCCUGGGCUUUGCCCGCAGAGCUUUGCCCGCAGAGCAAGUCCCAGGGGCAUCUUCCAAUGGGAGAAACCUCUUGAAGAGCUGCUGCUGCUGCCAGUCAGUGUGGGCAGCCCUGAGCCAGCCAGCCCCUAAGGCCUGACUCCGCAUCAGGCAGCUUUAGGUGUGCAUGGAGGACGCCACGUUCUGCGCUUGGCCCCUGUGGGAAGCGCAUGGGUGGGGGUGCCGUCGGUGGGAGGUGCUGCCUGCCUGAGUUCAGGGCCUGCGUCUUUCCUUUCUCCCUCGGUGGGGGUCCCUCCCCACCAGCCUCUGACCCCUCCCCUGCCCCCCUCUCUGCAGGUACGACCCCUACAGCAAGGUCUUCUCUGAGGAGCACUACGGCCACGAGCGCAUGCAGAAGACGCGGAAGGAAGCCGUCCGGGAGGCGUCUCGCGCCGGAAAGUGGGGCCUCAUCCUGGGGACGUUGGGGCGCCAGGGGUCCCCGGCCAUCCUGGAAGUGAGUUGCUCCCUGCCUUGUCCCUCCUCUGGCGGUGGAGGGGGAGGAUUCCAGCCUGGGGGGGGUAAUGGGCAGGGCCAGGAGCAAACAUGGGCGGAGCAAUGCGUCUGGAUUUCUCCCUUGGGUGCAGCAGGCUGGUUCCUGCAUUCGCUGCUUCUCCCCUCUCCGCCCAGGGAAACUGAGACAGGACCUGAGUUCGAGGAGACGGCGCAGCCAGGCAGAGCCGCCCAGGGAGGCUGCAAAACUUCCAAUAUGUUGUGGUUCUCAUGUAUGGUUUUAUCCUUUUAUAAACCACUUUGACGUGGGUUUUAUUUUUAUUUUACUUUUGUAUGAUAGAGCAGUAUGUCAAUACUUUUAGGAAUAAAAUGAGCUGUGGAACUCCCUGCUGACUGGGGUGCGUCUGGUGCCUUCAUUGUCCAGCUUUUGGAGAAUGUCGAAGGUGCCCCUCUUUGCUCUGGCUUUUGACACACAAGGUGUAUAUUUUUAGGGCCCACCUGUUUUCUGCCAUUGUAAGUUGUUUUAAAAGGGACGCAGGUGGCGCUGUGGGUUAAAUCACUGAGCCUAGGACUUGCCGAUCAGAAGGUCAGUGGUUCGAAUCCCCGUGACGGGGUGAGCUCCCAUUGCUCGGUCCCUGCUCCUGCCAACCUAGCAGUUCUAAAGCGCGUCAAAGUGCAAGUAGAUAAAUAGGUACCACUCUGGCGGGAAGGUAAAUGGCGUUUCCGUGUGCUGCUCUAGUUCGCCAGAAGCGGCUUAGUCCUGCUGGCCACAUGACCCGGAAGCUGUACGCCGGCUCCCUCGGCCAAUAAAGUGAGAUGAGCGCUGCAACCCCAGAGUCGGCCACGACUGGACCUAAUGGUCAGGGGUCCUUUUACCUUUUAAAGUUGUUUUAAAGUGUAGUUUCAGGCUUGUUGUUAAUGCUGCCACCUGCCCUGGUAUCUUAGGGUGGAGGGCAAGGAAUAAAUCAACAGAACCAUAGAACCAUCGUGUGCGAAGGAGCCCUCCAGCGACAGAGAUCAAGUCCUGUCCUCCCCCAGCCUCCAUUCCCCCCUGGCCAGCUCCUGUCCUCAUACAGAGUUCUUAUUACAUUCUUAGCUGGGGGGGGGCAGAGGGCAGGUGUCAGAGGCUGUGAUGCUUCUGAAUGCCAUGGUAAAGGCAGGAAGCUGGACUAGACAGACAGGUCCAAUCGGAGGCCUGCUGUGAUAGCAGAACCUCCACACCCAGGGGCAGUCUACCUCUGUGUACCAAGCAAUGGGGAACAAACAGUGGAGAGUUGCUCAAGUGCUCAGGUCCCUUUGGGGUGCCUGGUUGGCCACGGUCAGGGCGCUGGACUCAGGGGGCCCUUUCAGGAGGGCCGUUAACCGGAUCCUUCAGCUAAAAUAAGCCGCUUCGCGACGAUGGUAAAUAAGUGGUGUAUAUAAAAUACAGUCUUACCUCAGCUCCCGAACACCUUGGGAGCCUAAUGUUCCGACUCCCAAACAAUCGAAAACUGGAAGUGACUGUUCCGGUUUGCGAACUAUUUUUGGAACCCGAACGUUUGACACAGGUUCCGCUGCUUCCGAUUGGCUGCAGGAGCUUCCAAUCGGAAGCCGCGCUUUGGAAGUCGAACAUUUCAGAUGCCAAACGGACUUCCGAAACAGAUUCUGUUUGACUUCCAAGGUACGACUGUAAAGGAAAAGCAUGCUGGAAUAGAAAGUUUUUCCGCAAAGAGAGAAGGAGCCUGGCGGACCUUCCUUGCAGGGGAGACAUGUUUGGUGCCACCACCAUUAAGGCUCCGUCUCGGGUCCCAACCUCUCUUCUCUCCGUGCCCCCCCCCUUGUCUGCAGCACUUGGAGUCCACCCUCCGGUCCUUGGGGUGCCCUUACAUCCGCCUCCUGCUCUCGGAGAUUUUCCCUGGCAAACUGCAGCUGUUCCCCGAUGUUGAGGCGUGAGUAUCAAUGGGAGCCGUGGGUCAGAAGACACCCCCCUUCCUCUCCCCUCUUUGGCGUUCUUGGUUCUGCUCUCCCUCUUCGUUUAAUCCCCAUAACAACCCUGUGAGGGUGAGAGAGGCAGCAACUGGCCCCCAAGGACACCCGGUGAGCUUGAUGGCUAAGUGGAAGGAUUCGAACCCUGGUCUCUCCCAGGUCUUGUCUGACACUCUGACCCCUGCACCACAUUGGGACACCUGAGGCCUCCUCUUCCCCCAUUUCAUUGUUUGUUGGGGCAUUUAAGCCGCCCUGCCCAGAACCGUGGUGGCAGGACCCUGGCAUGGGGCAAGCUUCUUUUCUGUUUUUAAAAGCAAAGCCAAGGUUCUAGUCCACCAGGUAAGCAAAGAUUUGUUCACUUAUUUAUUUCAUUAAAAAAAUCCAAAUCCUGCUUGACUGUAAAAUAAACCCCCAAAAACCUCAGAAAGGAAUAAAACAAUGAAAUUUUCAGUUAAAAAACAAACAAACAGGCACUUGCCUUUUCUGAAAUACCGUAUUUUUUGCACCAUAACACUCACUUUUUUCCUCCUAAAAAGUAAGGGGAAAUGUCUGUGCGUGUUAUGGAGGGAAUGCCUACGGGUGGCAUGCCUACGGAUUUUCCUCCUCUAAAAACUACGUGCGUGUUAUGGUCGGGUGCGUGUUAUAGCGCGAAAAAUACGGUAAUUAAAAGAUGUAAUCUUGCCUUUCCAAUAACAUGAACUCCAUACGCAAUGGAGCAAAAUGCAGAGCACGCAUUAAAUAAAACAUAUCGGAAAUCCCAGCAGCAAAUGAACCCAAAGCAGGCUUGGAACAGGCAAAUCUUUGCUGGGCCUUUCGUCCUCCCAGCAGCCCUGUGAGGUAGGAGAAGCUGAGAGACUCUGGCUGGCCUAAGGUCUCGCCUUCCUAGCUGGGUGGAUUUGGCCUAUUUGGGACCUUUUCUUCCUGGGGAUUGAGCCUGGGUCCUUCUGCAUGCCAAGCAGGCGCCCUGCCCUGUUGCCCUACAGCCCCUCUUCCUCUUCCUUCCUGCAGGUGGGUCCAGGUGGCUUGUCCCAGGCUCUCCAUCGACUGGGGGGAGGCCUUCGGAAGACCUCUCCUCACGCCCUACGAGGUAAGCCAACGACAGCAUCCGCCUUCCUCCUAAUCCAAGGUGGCUGGACUCCCGCCUCCCAUCAUUCCCUGGGCCUUGAACCCGCAGCCCAAACCACAACAGGAUUCAGUACGUUUCCGAGCACAAUUCAAAGUGUUGGUGCUGACCUUGAAAGCCCUAAACGGCCUCAGUCCAGUAUACCUGAAGGAGCGUCUCCACCCCCAUCGUUCUGCCCGGACACUGAGGUCCAGCGCCGAGGGCCUUCUGGCUGUUCCCUCCCUGCGAGAAGCCAAGUUACAGGGAACUAGGCAGAGGGCCUUCUUGGUAGUGGCGCCCGCCCUGUGGAACUCCCUCCCACCAGAUACAACUACCAGACUUUUAGAAGACAUCUGAAGGCAGCCCUGUUUAGGGAAGCUUUUAAUGUUUGGUGCAUUACAGUAUUUUAAUAGUUUGUUGGAAGCUGCCCAGAGUGGCUGGGGAAACCCAGCCAGAUGGGCGGAGUAUAAAUAAAUUAUUAUUAUUAUUAUUAUUAACCCCCUCCAUUCAGGGAAGGUUCUGGAGCCACCAGGAUCUUGACCCCGCCCUCCCUUGUCCUCUUUUAUUCCCCCCUCUUUUCAGGCCGCCGUGGCUCUGCAACAGGUUCAGUGGCAAGAGACCUACCCCAUGGAUUUCUACGCCAGCCAGUCGCUGGGGCCUUGGACGGUGAACCACAGCAGCAGCCGCCAGCCGCAGAGGGGGAGCCAGGAGAAGGAGGUGAGGGGCGUGGCAGCCCCUGGGGGGCUUUGCAUGCGGACGAGGAGUGGGGCAGGGGUUCCUCCUGGGCAGCUUCCUGGGCACAGGAGCCCUUGCACUCUGGCACUUCUGUUUCAUAGAGUUGGAAGGGACCUCAAAGGGUCCUCUAUUCCAGCCCCGUGCAUUGCAGGAAGUGGGGCUUUUGAAGGCCUCCCGAUUCUCAUCAUUUGAUCUGACUGGGGAUCUGUAUUCUGCUUUUCCAGCAGCAAAUGUUGAGCGAGAAGCAACAGCAUUAGUUAGAAGGGGAAAAAAAGGCAUUGCGAUCUCUAUAAUAUCAAACGCAGCAGCAUAUAAAUAAAUAAAGCAAACAGCAACGGACUCAUCAAAACAAUUGAUGCAAUUCAGUCAAUUCAUAGUAAUUCACAGUAAUAACCAGCGGCAAAGUGCUUUCGUGCGCCUUUCGAAACUGCAAUCCCUGGCGGGGAAGCGUUUCUGCUCGGAGGGCCGCAUUCCCUUGCAGAGCAUCCUGAGGGCCGCACGCCAGUGGUGGGCGGGGCAAGAAGCAAAAGUGGGGGGGGGCAGCAAAAAGCCCUCUUUAUCCUUGGACAGGAGCCGGCUGUUUUCUCUGCCCUCAGGCUCUCCUCCCGCAGGCUAGGCGAGAGGCAUGGGGCACCUUUGCAGCUGGGCCAGACCACUGGAGGAGGGUGCAGCCUGGGGGGGGGGACUUUGGGGGCCAGAGAGAGAGGUGUGGGGGCCACGUAAGGUUCCCCACCCCUUACAAGAGCAGGAGGUCAGCAUUAUUCACUUUAUCCCCCAAAUUUCAGGGGGGAGCAGGGCUUGAAUGGAGACCCAAAGAGCUCAUAGCAUUUGAACUGGGACUUCCUGGUUCACAGCUCAGGGUUGGAUCCCCCCCAAUUUCUGUAUUGUAGUUCAGUCUCCAAGCACUGUCUGCUCUGGCUGGCAGCCACUCUCCACGCUCUUGAGGGGAAGGCUCGGUCAGUGGCAAAGAGCACCUGCUUUGAGUGCAGAAGGUCCCAGGUUCAGUCCCCACUUGCAGGGAGGGCUGGAAGAAACACUCCCUGCCUGAAACCCUGCAGGUCUGCUGCCAGUCAGUGUAGGCAACACUGGGCUAGAUGGACCAUGGCAGACAGUAGCCAUCUCACCAGUAGCCCUGCCCUUUCUGUUUGUCUAUCAAGAUCCCUCUCUUUCCCUUAGGGUGACGCCUGUGGCUUCUUAACUGGGACACACAGGCCUCAGGUCCCUUGUCCUGCUUGCUGGGUUGAACCUGCAGAAGGAAGCUCCAUUUUCCCAGGUUCUCGCACUCGGCUCUCUGCGCUUCACUUGCAGGGUGGCAUCUCCCCCUAGCGGCCAGUCAGGGUGGGGGGCCUCUCACUUUGGGUGAACUGUUUUCCAUAUGGUGGGAGUUGCAUUAGUGCAGCGAAGGCGCAGCCAGAGAGAGGACCUAGGAAUCCUAGAUCCUCAGGGUUCUUGGAUCAGUUUUUUCUAUUCCAUUCGCCUUCCCUGCUAACACAGAUCUGGCUUCUACCAUGACAGUUUCAUGUGCAAUGGACAAUUUAAGCAGAGGUUUGAUGGCCCCCAGUCAGGAGUUCUUUGGCUGUGAUCCCUGCAUUGCAGGGGGGUUAUUUUAUAUAUUAUUAGGUUUAUAAGAUCUCAGGGCGGCUCAGAAGUGUUGGACUAGAUGAGAUUGGGAUCACAUCCAACUCUACUAUGCUUUGAUUCUGUUAUUCUGUUUAAUAGCUAGCAACCUCAUUCCUGAAGCUGCUCAGGAAGUCUAAGAACACCCCAUCCCACAAAAUCAGUGCAGUCUUGCAAAACCAGUGGCUAAAUUGCGAGAGAUCCGGUCCCCCAUCUUGGAUCAAAAUGUGUUGAAUUGCAUUUAUAUGCCGCCACCUCCUCCCAAGGAGCUCAUGGUGAUGUGUAAACAGUUCUGCCCUCCUUGUAUACUCCCCACCACAACGCUGCCAGGCCGGCUUGGCUGAGAGGCAGCGACCAGCCCCCAAAGUCAGUGAGUGUCAUGGCCGAGGGAAGGGAUUAGGGACCCUGGGGUCUCCCAGGUCUUAGUCUGAUGGUGUCCGAUGGUAUCCAAACACAGACGAAAGGCUGAUCCUGUGUCUUGGGAAGCACCAUGCAAAAUUUGGUUAUGAUGAUCUUAAUAAAAUAAUAAUAAUAAUAAAAUUUUAUUUAUAUCCCAUCCUCCCCAGCCAAAGCCGGGCUCAGAGCGCCUAACAACAGUAAAAAUAACACAGUUUACAUAAAAAAUAAUUGAUUAAUUGAAAUACAUUCUAAAAUCCAUUCAUUCUAAAAUCAAUUCUAUGGGCUAGAGUUCUAUGAGGAUUACAGAAGGAUGUGCCCUGGCCGAAGGCCUGGUGGAACAGCUAUGUCUCGCAGGCCUUGCAGAAAGAUGUCAAGUCCCGCAGGGCCCUAGUCUCUUGUGACAGAGCGUUCCAUCUUGAAUGGAGUAUCCAGAUACAUACCAGAAAAAUAGCUUUCCAAAAUGUAUGCUGGAUCUAGCAGUACAGUGGUACCUCGGUUUAUGAACUUAAUCUGUUCCACAAGUCCGUUCUUAAACCAAAGUCGUUCUUAAACCGAGGUGCACUUUUCCUAAUGAGGCCUCCCGCCGUCGGUGCCCUUCCACCGGUCGGAUUCCGUUCGUAGACUGAGGUAAAGUUUGCUAACCGGAACACUACCGGUUUUGCAGAGUUCUUAUACCGAAUAGUUCGUAAACAGGGCUGUUCUUAAACUGAGGUACCACUGUACUUAAAGGUAAAGGUAAAGGGACCCCUGACCGUUAGGUCCAGUCGUGACCGACUCUGGGGUUGCGGCGCUCAUCUCGCUUUAUUGGCCGAGGGAGCCAGCGUUUGUCCGCAUACAGCUUCCAGGUCAUGUGGCCAGCAGGACUAAGCUGCUUCUGGUGAACCAGAGCAGCACACGGAAACGCCGUUUACCUUCCCGCCGGAGCGGUACCUAUUUAUCUACUUGAACUUUGUGCUUUCGAACUGCUAGGUUGGCAGAAGCUGGGACCGAACAACGGGAGCUCACCCCGGAACGGGGAUUUGAACCGCCGACCUUCUGAUCGGCAAGUCCUAGGCUCUGUGGUUUAACCCACAGCGCCACCCGCGUCCCGCACCACUGUACUUAAUAGUCAGUAAAAGAGACCUUCCUGAGUUCCUAUUGAAAUCAACCCUGAGGACUGGAACCUUGCACUUCUUUUUAGAGAGACUCUGUACUCUCUGACAAGGCAGCUUCCAGUGUUCCUGUUUAGACCCGCCCUCAGCUCAAAACCAUGAGGGCUGGGACCUUGCCAUGCCCCCUUCAGCUUCUCAGGCAUUGCCCAAUUCUUGCAGGUGAUCCCGGCCAAGGCCACGCUCCAGCCCGAGAAGAAAGCCUGUGGGCGCUGCGACUGCCGAGAGGAGGAGAAGGAGAAGGAGAAGGAGAAGGAGGAGGAGGAGGAGGAGGAGAAGAAGGAGAAGGAAGAGGUGCCAGUGCCCAGCCCUCAGCCUUGAGGCUCUGUGCCAGACCUGGGGGGUUAAGGUGGGUCCUGGGACCACACUGAGCUGUCGGGCACAGAACCGGCUUGGCAGCACCCCUGAGGAACAGCAGGGCUGGCACUCCGGGGCACAAACACCAGCCAAGCCCAGAGGAUGCACGUCCAAGGGGGCAAGCGGCCGUUGCUGCCCAGCAGUGUGGGGGCCAAAGUCUAGCCCAGUGGCUCCCCAAAUGGGUGGGACUAACUCCUGGGGGGCGGUGGGAUCACCUACGGGUGAUAAGAGGAAGGGGGCAGCAGGGGGCGCUGGAGGAAGGCCCCUCUGAGCUCAUGCGCCGCUGUUUUACGAUUGACCAGACUAGAAGCUCGAGUGAAACUUUUUCCUCGCUUCGUUUUUAAAGGUUUACUGCUCUUACCACUUUUGAAGCUGUUUUCCUUUGGGGACGUUUCUUUGCCUUUACAAUUCUGCGUCAUCCCAAGAUGGCCAAUUAUUGGUAAUAGCUAUCGGUUUUCUAAUAAACUGGUUACCGUACGUCUGUAGUAGGUGAAGGUUUGUGCCUGUUUGGCGAGUACAAACCAUACGCUAUAAAUUUCCUUCUCCCUUAUGUUUUCCAUCAUUAGAAUGUGUAAAAUAGUUUUCAUGCGUUUCUCCUGGAAGACAGCACUUUAUACUUGGUAAUCAUUAAAAAUGUUUCCAAAUAUACAUAUAUUUCUAUUUUUCAUGCAAUAUUCUUUGAUGCACAUUCUUUUUUCAGCUCCAUGAUUAGAGGGGAGCAUAUAUUUAUUUUUGCCUAUGUUUAUUUUUUUGAAAUAAAUGCACAAUAAAUCA